GUCAACACGUGUGCAGGCUUGCAGCGUCAGUAGAGCUCAACUAAGGACGUGAAUGUUUGCAUGCUCUCAGGGUAAAGGAACAAAAAACGGAGGGAGUUGACGUCCCCUUCGUACACUGAUGUUUUCAAACUAGGAUCCAUCGAGCUACGAGGACUCUACAUCCACCAUGAAGAAGACGUAGCAGGAGGGCCUUCUUCUCCUUCUUUUGGCGAUCUGACUCAGAAAGUUAGCACAACACAAGGCUAAAGUUGCUGGUUGAAACACAGAUGCACCACAGCGUAGAUUUCUGAGUUAAGGAGACAUGAUUUUCAGGAAAUUUCAAGCAGGAACCUGCAGGGCAUGGCUGUGUCGGGUUUCGUUGAGGCAGGAGCUGUGUUUCUCCUCCUCCUCAACCGUGCCCCCACAGCCUGUGCCCCCUCUGGCCCAGACCCUGCAGGGUUACCUGACUGCCCUGGAGCCCUUGCUGCCCCCGGAGGAGCUCAGUCACACCCGCAGGAUGGUGCAGGAGUUCGGCAGGCCAGGAGGCCUCGGCUCGCGGCUACAGGACGGGCUGGAGAAGAGAGCCAGACUCACCAAGAACUGGAUCUCACCCUGGUGGACGCAAUGGGCAUACUUGGAGAGCAGACAGCCGCUGCCCGUGCACUCGAACCCAGCCAUCUCUCUGCCCAGGAGAGAUUAUAAUGGCUGGAAGAGCCAGCUAGUGUUUGCAUCCAAACUGAUCGCAGCCGUUCUGGACUUCAAGGCCAAAAUCAACACCGGCCAGCUGCCGGUGGAGUACAUGCGAGGGAAGCCUCUGUGCAUGGAGCUCUAUCCGCUCCUCUUCUCCUCCUGCAGGAUCCCUGGCCCCAAACACGACUACGUCGCCCACUAUGGCCGCUCCCGACGCAUGCCGACUCACAUCACCGUCGUCAGGAACUACCAGUUCUUCCAGCUGGAGGUUUACAACAGCGACGGCUCUCGGAUGACGGAGAGUCAGAUCCACAGCCAGCUGCUGAGGAUCAGGUCUCAGUCCUGGAAGACGGAUAAAGAGCCGAUGGGCAUCCUGACCAGCGAGCACCGUCACACCUGGGGAGCGGCCUACAACCGGCUGCUGAGAGAUAAACUAAACAAGGAAUCAGUACGGAUGAUAGAGACGGGACUUUUCUCCUUGUGUCUGGAUUCUCCGGUCAUGAGGAUAUCUGAUGAAAAGUAUGCCAGCCGUAAGGCAGCGCAGAUUCUGCACGGAGGCGGGACGUUCUCCAACAGCGGCAACCGCUGGUUUGAUAAAACACUGCAGUUCGUGGUGGGCGAGGACGGCUCCUGGGGUCUUCUGUAUGAACCAGCCACAGCGGAGGGUCCACCCAUCGCAACACUGCUGCACCACAUCCUCGAGUACUGUGAGAAACCAGACCCAAAGAGAGCGCCGCUGAUCCCUCUACCGAUGCCAAAGAAGCUUUACUUUCACAUAGGCCGAGAGAUAAAGAGGGACAUAGAGAACGCCAAGCAGAACCUGGAUAUACUGAUCAACGACCUCGACGUGAACGUGUUUAACUUCAAGAAGUUUGGAAAGGAUCUCCCCAAGCAGCACAACCUGAGUCCAAACUCCUUCAUCCAGGUGGCCCUGCAGCUCGCCUACUACAGAGUUCACAACGAGGUCUGUGUUGCCUGCGACAUCGCCUCUCAGAGGAUGUUCCGAGGAGGACGGACCGAGUAUAUCCGCUCGCCCACAAAUGAGACACUCAAGUUCAUCCUUGCCUUCGAUGAUCCGUCUGUAUCGCGGGAAGCAAAGAUUCAACUGUUCAGAGAAGCCGUUGAUGCCUACACAGCUCUGACUCAGCAGGUACUCAGAGGAUACGGCAUAGACCACCACCUGCUGGGGCUCAAACUGCAGGCCAUCGAGGAAGGAAUGAGCAUCCCCAAAAUCUUCAUGGACACAGCUUACGGCCUUGCAACACACUGGAAACUGCGGACAGGACAGGUGCCUGCGAACACUGACAGCGUGAUGUGUUUCGGACCCCUCGUUCCUGACGGUUACGCCAUUUGCUACAACCCCCAGGCAGACCACGUCCACUUCUCCAUCACCGCCUUCAACUGCUGCGAGGAGACGCACGCAGAGACUCUAGCUCUCACCCUUAAGAACACUUUGUGUCAGCUACAGGAGCUCCUGCAGCCUACUGUGUAGAGCUGCUGCUGUCCGACGGGAUAAACCCACUCUUCUAAAAAAAAACACUGAUUUUGUUAAAACAACAUUUUGUAGAAGUCUUGAUGAGGCUUAUUUUGGAUGUUUUGCAUACAACGCUUCACUUGAGCGGUUUAAUCUGAGUAACUUUUUGAGGACUGACCACAGUGUCUUUGAGGUGCUUCUGAUGUCUUUUUUUAAAAAAAAGCUUUUGAUGAAGCAAUAAAUCGCUUCCUUUUUCUAGCAAGAGCUGAGCAAGCUGCAUUAUAUAUGCUACAGGGGGUGCAUGUAAAAGGUGUCUCAUGCUAUGAUCUGUCAAAGCAUAACAAAGAACCUAACACUCCAUCAUUAAUCAGAACAAGCCAAAUCAUUUGUGUUUAGCCUCAACGCACUCCUUUUACAAGCCAUGACACAACCAGUACCCUCUGUUGAGCAACAUGUGUUGCAGCCAUGCCAUCAAAGUAAAGUGACAAAUGUUUAAUCAAGUGUGUAUGGAAACCAUUUUUUGGGUUAACAAUUCAGUUUGAAAUGGACCAAAAGCCAGACAGCAGAUUAUUAAUGGUGACAGUGUAAAGAAGUGACAGGUUUUGUUCCUUUUGAGUCGAGCGACCUGAACUUCAGUAUGUAUUUACUGUAAGGUAAAUGAAAGUGAAAAGGCAUCGGCCCCCUCCUUGCUGGGACGUGUUGUUCUCCCUUUAACCCGUAGGACUGGUUAUUAAAGCCUGCUAUCAUAUGA
Messenger RNA from Epinephelus moara (kelp grouper), 2894 nucleotides. RefSeq names its product carnitine O-acetyltransferase b (gene cratb). Gene Ontology annotation, molecular function: carnitine O-acetyltransferase activity. Gene Ontology annotation, biological process: carnitine metabolic process, CoA-linked. The record is from RefSeq and is a predicted model, not a curated record. The transcript is spliced from 15 exons. Lineage: Eukaryota; Metazoa; Chordata; Actinopteri; Perciformes; Serranidae. The coding region runs from base 302 to 2161 and encodes 619 amino acids. Gene Ontology annotation, cellular component: peroxisome.